AGGCAGAAGACAGUGCGCCUGUGAAGAAGAGAGUCGUUGUGCGUCUGUGAAUAACGGAAUAACACAGAACCCGAGUCGCGUUAUAAAGGCUCGGUCAGAGGUCAGCUCUAGCGGUCAUCAUGGCAUCAGGCAGUGUGAGCAGCGAGGAGGAGAAGAGUCUGAGGGAAUGUGAGGUAUAUGUGCAGAAACACAACGUUCAGCAGCUGCUGAAGGACUGCAUCGUGCAGCUGUGCACCUCACGGCCCGACAGACCCAUGGCCUUCCUCAGAGAAUACUUCGAGAGGCUGGAGAAGGAGGAAUCGAAGCAGCUCCUGAACCAGCAGAAGGCCAGCUCUCGCUCCGACUCUCGUGAAGAUGAGGUUUCUCCUCCCAUGAACCCUGUGGUGAAGGGCCGUCGGCGGAGAGGCGCCAUCAGCGCUGAGGUCUACACCGAAGAGGACGCCGCUUCCUACGUCAGAAAGGUCAUUCCUAAAGACUACAAAACCAUGGCGGCUCUUGCCAAAGCCAUCGAAAAGAACGUGCUCUUCUCACAUCUGGAUGACAAUGAAAGAAGUGACAUAUUUGAUGCCAUGUUUCCAGUCACCUACAUUGCUGGAGAGAUCGUCAUCCAGCAGGGCGACGAGGGAGAUAACUUCUAUGUCAUUGACCAGGGUGAAAUGGAUGUGUAUGUGAACAAUGAGUGGGCGACCAGCAUUGGCGAGGGCGGCAGUUUUGGAGAGCUGGCGUUAAUCUACGGCACCCCGAGAGCCGCCACCGUCAGAGCCAAGACCAACGUGAAGCUGUGGGGCAUCGACAGAGACAGCUAUAGGAGAAUACUGAUGGGAAGCACUUUGAGGAAAAGGAAGAUGUACGAGGAGUUCUUGAGCAAAGUAUCUAUUUUAGAGUCUCUGGAUAAGUGGGAGCGUCUGACGGUGGCUGACGCUCUAGAACCGGUUCAGUUUGAGGACAGUCAGAAGAUCGUGGUUCAGGGAGAACCGGGAGACGAGUUCUUCAUCAUCCUGGAGGGAUGCGCGGCCGUUCUGCAGCGCAGGUCAGAGAAUGAGGAGUUUGUGGAGGUGGGCAGGUUAGGACCCUCAGACUACUUCGGUGAGAUUGCUCUGCUGAUGAACCGGCCCAGAGCAGCAACAGUUGUGGCUCGCGGGCCGCUCAAAUGUGUCAAGCUGGACCGGCCGCGCUUUGAGCGAGUUUUGGGCCCGUGCUCAGACAUCCUGAAACGCAACAUCCAGCAGUACAACAGCUUCGUGUCGCUCUCCGUCUGAACUGCCAGUAAAAACCUCCACCUCGGCAGGGUCCACGGUUUCGCUUCUCAUUUACACACACAUGCUUCAUUCAGAGCUUUAACAUUGGACAUUUAGAGCCAAACGAAACACAGACAAUCAAACUAGGGCUGCACCAUAUUUGGAAAAUAUGCCAUAUACAGUUGAAGUUAGAAUUAUUAGCCCUCCUGAAUAUUUCUGUUUAACGGGAAGAACACAUUUCUGAACAUAAUAGUUUGAAUUGCUCAUUUCUAAUAACUGAUUUAUUUGAUCUUUGCCAUGAUGACUACAUAAUAUUUGACUAGAUAUUCUUCAAGAUGCUAGUAUUCAGCUUAAAGUGACUUUUAAAGGCUUAACUUGGUUAAUUAGGCAAUUCAUUGUAUAACUGUGGUUUGUUAUGUAGACAAUCGAAACAAAUAUUGCCUUUUGAAUUUUAUAUUUUUAUUUUCUUAAAGCAACAAAGAGCGAUAAAAAAGCAACAGCAAUUAUAAAGACAAAACAAAAAAAGCAACAACAAAAAUAAUAAUAAUAAAAUAAAAAUAAAAAGGACAUAAGACAGAAAAAAA
This is a messenger RNA of Danio rerio (zebrafish), 1822 nucleotides long. RefSeq names its product protein kinase, cAMP-dependent, regulatory, type I, alpha (tissue specific extinguisher 1) b (gene prkar1ab). Gene Ontology annotation, molecular function: cAMP-dependent protein kinase regulator activity. Gene Ontology annotation, cellular component: cAMP-dependent protein kinase complex; plasma membrane. Lineage: Eukaryota; Metazoa; Chordata; Actinopteri; Cypriniformes; Danionidae. The record is from RefSeq and is marked provisional.